Messenger RNA from Chelonia mydas (Green sea turtle), 2419 nucleotides. RefSeq lists its product as uncharacterized. The transcript has 12 exons. Lineage: Eukaryota; Metazoa; Chordata; Testudines; Cheloniidae. The coding region runs from base 257 to 1576 and encodes 439 amino acids. The record is from RefSeq and is a predicted model, not a curated record.
CUCCUUCCACUUCCUAGGCCUGCCCAGUACCGGCUUUUGCCCUUUCGGGACCCCUAGCCUCUCAGCCUCAGCUUCACCCCCCCGUCCCCAUUUCCUUGCCCUAAGUCCUCCCUCAGGUGCUAGGCCCCCUUACGCCCCUGGGUGUCACCCUCUGCCCACUCCAGUUGCCCACCUACAACCCCCGCUCCAUGCCCUUCUGCACUGCUAGGCAGCUCCCAGAGACUUCCUGGAAGGAAGCAGCAGCCAGGCCUGCCACAUGGACAUUGAUGCACUGAGCAGUCCUUGGGACAGUUCUCGUUCUUCUUCCAGUUGUGAGGAGGAGCCAUAUGGAAGGCUAGCAGUGUCGGAACUCUUGGCUGGUGCUACCGAGUCCUUGUGCAGUCAGGAAGAGGAGGGACAGAAGAAGCAGCAAAGCCAUCAAGGGAAUGGAGCAGGAGUUCCCCAGCAGGAUGGUUCAUGGAUGAAUAUUGCUUUCACCCACUCGCAAGCAUCCAGAGCCUCUGCUGAGGGGGAGAGCCAUCUUCAGGCACCAAGGAAAAAGGUGGCAAGCAGGAGAGUGGAUCAGAAGAACCCUCCGUUUGAGGACUUUAAGGGAACUUUGAUAGAUCAAGACCCCAAAGAUGCUAAAUCUCAUCAACAUUCCGUGAAAAAUCAGAGAGCCUUUGUUUACGAGUCCAGCUCAACAGAACAUGCUCAAGUAGGAGAUCCACCACCAUUGGCUAAGCUGGCCUUAGCACCAGCUGAAAAAAGAGAGGAAUGUGACAACUCAGAGGCUCGGUCUGAGAUCAAAAGUCCGAGGCGGAUGCAGCCCCUUACCAAGAGCACACAAACUGAAGAAUCCUCUCCAAACCAAACCCAGCUACCCUGCUUCCCAGAUGGCAGAGGGAACAAGAACAGCUUUGGGCUUGAGAAGAGGAACUCUCCCCCUCCACUGGGAGGAGCAGGAAGGAAGUGGGCUGAGGGCUCUGUAGUGGAGCGUGAAGAGGAACUGAAAGAGCUUGGUUGGAUUAACUAUGGGUUCACUACGGAGCCACUGUAUAGAAAGCUUGAUUGUCCCAUGGAGGAAGGAGUUAAAGUGGGGACUGUAACAGAUGUUAGUUAUAAAGAUGACCACUGCAUGUACUGCUUUGACUAUGGAAACAGACAUUAUUACCAGCCUAAGAAAGAUCAUGAGAGAGCCUACAUGAUGAAGCUGGCAGAAAGGUCUGAGAAGGUGAUUCAGCAAAACCUGAGGGAAUUCUUUGGCCUGCUGAGGAUCUUGAUGAACGUGGUCCUUGUUUUCCUUAUUGAGCUGGUCCGCUUUCUCGGCAAAUCAGUGUUCCAGGUCUUGGUGGUGGGCCUGCUGACAACUGUAGGAGAUCACGUUCUUAAGCCCUUCUUGGUUGGCGUGUUUAACAGCCUCCUGCAGCCCCUGCUGCUAUUCCUAUUGAAUGUCCUUUGCAGUGUCCGGAACCUGACUUAUCCUCUUAUCGACAUCCUGAAAGGCAUUUGUUUGCAGCUGGCUGUGGUGCUUCAAGCCUUCAGAUUAGUAGAAGUCAACAUACAGUCAAAGACACCAUUAGCUCAGAAGGUUUAGGCAGGAGACCAAAAUCACUUUGACAGGCAGUGAGACAAGCUUCACUCUGGAUGCCCCUGGACGUCUUUCCAGGUGCACUGUCCUGGUGGCAGCUUGCCAGCAGCCUGAGCUAACGUGCAGCAGAGUGGAGCAGAACGCAGCCCUCUUCAUCAUGACAAUAUGGAUGUGGCCUCCAGACACUCCCUGUCUGAGCACUCAGUGCUUCAUCUUCAGCCAAGCAAGACCAUCAUUGCAUGCUGGACCUGGAGCAGGCCAUGCAGUCUGCACUGGGUGUAGUCAAGCUGAGGAUGACCAUGUACUGACUACAUUAGGCAAAGAACUGUGCUUGCACUCUGGGGACCCCUGCUCUAACCCCUCCCAAAGGGGUUUGUAAUCAGCCAUUCAAAAUCCUGAAGCAUGGGAAGCUCUGUGGAUUGACAGUGGCACAGGGACCCAGAUGGCAGAGUGAGGUGGGCAGUAAUGGCUGCUCUGGAAUUGGCUUCCUAGGGGAGGGUCGAAACCCGUCCUCAGAUGGCUCUGUCAGAGCCAUGUGGAGACCAGGGCAGGUGACCACCCAAACAGGAAAAACAAGUGUAGCUGGAUGGUUCUGUCUAAGGCACUGGACGCGAAGCACAGCCGAGCCUGUCUAUAACUUGCUAGUGCCCAGUACGACCUCCCUGUAAAAUAAAAACUCCACAACCUGGACACGGUGUCUCGAACAAGCUUUUAUUCCUCCUCUCCCUGCUGUGAAGUCUCUGCCUUUCACUGGGAAGUGACAUUGAUACCACUGUUGAGACUGGAUUGUCUCCUGCAUGGCAUCCCCUGACAGUCGGAGUCAAGCUGUAGGAGUCGGGCUUAUUCAGG